AAAUUAAAAGCCUUUGUUGCAGCAUAUAUAUCGUUGUAUACAGCAAGGCCCACGUCGACUACCUCAUAUCACCAGAUAGUAAUUUUAACAAGAAUAGCAAACAUGAUAUUUUUUGCACUUGUCUUUCUCGCUUGUGCAGGUGUUGGUUUAUCGAGUGAGUGCAUUGCGAUGGCAAGAGGACACUGUGCUGAAACCUAUGGAGGAACUUUCACAAAGGAAAACUUCUGCAAAAAUCUCAAAGCAUUCCAUGCCUGUUUCGAUGGAACAGAUGAAAAAUGUGAUGCAUACUUUAACGCUCUGGGUUCCAGUAUAUGCUCGCGUUUGGUGAAAAGACACACACCCAGACCCCCUCUCUUUGGCUCUUCUCCACACCCUAAUGAGAUGAAGCUCAAAACGCUUUUGUAUUUUGUAAUUCUCGCUGUAGUAGCAACGUAUAUUUAACUAAAUAUUGUGUUGCUACGAUUAUUUGGAGUUAGCAUUGUGAAAUGACCACAGUUUUCCCGGUGUUCUAUUUAUGAUAGUUGGUCCAUUGCUGAUGUCUGUUCAACUAUCAACAUUUUCUUUUCGAAAUUGAAUUAAAAUUUAUUUACUUACUGAUCUUCCCAAUAUGCUGUGUAUUUUCAUAUUACAUUGAAAUUCAGUUAAUAAAUGUUAUAAAUGCCUA
This is a messenger RNA of Octopus bimaculoides (California two-spot octopus), 664 nucleotides long. RefSeq lists its product as uncharacterized. Lineage: Eukaryota; Metazoa; Mollusca; Cephalopoda; Octopoda; Octopodidae. The record is from RefSeq and is a predicted model, not a curated record.